CAAGCCGUCGGUGCCUGUGCACGGGGCAGUCCGGAUCACUGGGCGAGGACAGACGACAAGAGUCUAAGAGUGAAGACAGGUGAACGGGGGUGAGGGGGUGGGACGCAGUGGUGGAAAAGACGAACAAUCCAACGGUGGUGUUCAAAUCGAUUGCGGCGAGUUGUGUUGUUUGUGGCCACUACAACCCUGAUGCAAAUGAUGAUGCGUCUCGCUCUGGCUCUCCUCCUUGUCGCGUGGAGCUGGGCGUUGAUGGCAGAUGUCCGCGGCGAGGCGGUCAUCAAGGAAGAUGAUGCAGGAAGCAUCCAUAUCAACACGAGCGAUCCCGUGCGCGAGCCUGUCUUGGUGAACGGGAUGAAUGUGGCUGAUAUGUUUGAGACAGUCGCAGCGCAGCACAGCAUGCUGGAGGAGUACAAGGCGACGGCGCACACGCAGCAGCGAAUGAUGGACGCGCAAGAGCAGACGCUUAAUGCGCAGCAGGAGAAGAUAGAGGCCCUCCGAGCUCAGGUGUGUCCCGCAAGGACAUCCACGUUUGGGCAGCUUGUACAACUUGGUCCGUUUGGCUAUAAGUGGCUUGGCGGUGUGGUUGCUGACAACGGCCUGAUCUACGCUGCUCCUUUCAACUCGCCGUCCGUCCUCAUCAUCGACCCCAGCAACAACACGGUCGACACGACUACCAUUUCCGGACUUGGAAUAGACUCGGGUAAGUGGGCGGGCGCCGUCGUGGCGCACACCGGUCUCAUCUACAUGUUUGCAGCAUCUGCGACGACCAUGCUCAUAGUGGACCCGAACACCAACGCUGCUGACACCAGCAGCAUCACCUCACCCGGCCCUGGCAGUUUCAAAUGGUUUAGUGGUGUGGCUGCUGACAACGGCCUCAUCUUCGGUGUCCCCCACUUUGCGUCGUCCGUGCUGAUCAUCGAUCCCGCCACGAAUGGCACGGAUAUGACCACACUGUCUGGGUUCAGCGGAAGUGCCCAGUGGUAUGGCGGCAUCCAAGCGCCCAACGGCCUCAUCUACUGCAUUCCUGUCUCCGCUAACUCGGUCCUGAUCAUCAACCCCAUGUCCCUCACCAUGGACCAGACCACGAUUCAAGGGCUGGAGACCACCCCCUAUCAGUGGUACGGUGGUGCGCUUGCAAGGAACGGGCUGAUCUACGGCAUCCCGUCGAUUGGGGUGUCGAUGCUCAUCAUUGACCCAGCAACGAACGCGACAGACACGCUUGUGGCCGCUGCUGCAAGCUCAUCCUCAAAGUGGGUUGGCGGUGUGCUUGCGCCCAACGGCAACAUUAUCGGCAUCCCCUACAGCUCGCCACCAGGUGUGCUCAUCUUCGAUCCAACCACCAACGACAUCGACACAACCACUCUGACCGGUUUUGACGGCAUCAACCAGUGGGUCGAUGGGGUGCUGGCUGGCAACGGGCUUGUGUAUGGCAUCCCAUAUGCUGCUGGUACCGUCCUCGUCAUUGACCCUGGGUGUUGAUGUGUCUGUGUGUGUGUACGUGUAUGUGUGUGUAUGUGCGUGUGUGUAUGUGCGUGUGUAUGUGUGUGUGUGUGUGUGUAUGUGCAUGUGUGUGUGUGUGUGUAUGUG
Salpingoeca rosetta is the source of this 1587-nucleotide messenger RNA. RefSeq lists its product as uncharacterized. The record is from RefSeq and is a predicted model, not a curated record. The transcript has a single exon. Lineage: Eukaryota; Choanoflagellata; Craspedida; Salpingoecidae. The coding region runs from base 190 to 1479 and encodes 429 amino acids. Gene Ontology annotation, molecular function: protein binding.